CAUAAGGGCUAGCUCUCUAAUAGAAACCGCGGGCUGGUAGGCAAAGAAGCUUCAUACUUUCAUACUUGGACACUCCCUCCUUAUUACAUCGCUAUCAUACGCUUUGGUCACUAAAGACUCCGCUACAUACGAAAAAUCAAAAUGAACAUAAAACCAGUCACUGGAAUGUGGUCGACUGGCUUUUGCGACUGCUGUGCGGAGCCCGGCGGCUGCGGCACUUGCUUUUAUACAUGCUGUUGCCCAUGCUGCCAGUACGGCCAAAACGUGGCGCGUAUGCCCGCCGACAUGGUCUGCUGCGGCGGCAGCUGCUACGGUGCCUGCUGCUGCUACUUCAUGAUGCACCUCAUUGGCUGCCCCUGCCUGCUGCACAUGAACACGCGGAGCUGGGUCCGCGUCAAGUACGGCAUCCCAGGCGACUGCUGCCAGGACUGCAUGGCCACCUGGUGCUGCGCGCUGUGCGCCAUAUGCCAGGAGCACCGCGAGCUCACAUGCCGCCUGGUGCAGCAAGGCGGUGCGGAGCUCAAGGACAACAAGGUGUCGCCGGCGCCGCAGCAGCAACAGCCGCAAGUGGUCAUGAUGGCGGCACCGCCCGCGUCUUAUCCCGCCGCCUCGCCCUACCCGCCGCCCUACGGCCAGCAGCCACCCCCUGGGUAUGGUGCGCCGCAGCCCCAGUACGCCCCGCCACCACCCCAGUACGCGCCGCCGCCGGCGCAGGCCUAUCCGCCGCCUGGCUACGGCGCGCCGCCGCCUGCGUAUGCGGCGCCGCCACCGGCCUACGGUGCUCCGGCCUACGGCGCCCCAGCCUACGCCGCGGCUCCUCAGCCAGUGCAAUACGUGGCAGUGCCCGCGCAAGGGCACCACCACAGGCGGCGGAGCGGCAGCAGCAGUUCCUCGGACGAGGAGUAGGGCUCCGUGGCCUGCGCUUGGCUGCGACCCUGUGUACAGUAACAUUUGUUGUUCUCGAUGAGGGAAUCAGGCGAUACGGUAGUUUGUGCAGUUUACUGGAAAUGUGUGUGGUUGAUUUGAUUCACACUCGCUACUGUGUCCGGCGCCAUUCUUACUUGAUGUGCUCGCAUGUGGCUGAGCGUUGUGCCCGCCCUGCAAAUGGGGAUGUUCGUUCAGGGCUACCUGACUUGGGCUGUUGGAGGGUGUGACGCUUCACGCAACCCUCAAUUCAAGCAAGGUUUGUAAUGAGGGUCAUGAUGGCACUGCGAAGCAUGUUGACAGAAUCUGCCUGCAUUGCUCUGCAUAAGAGCUUACCCUGUGCUUGGUGUGUCGGUUUGCGCUGGGCGGCUGGGGUACCGUAAUGCGAAUGUCUAUGUGGAAUGGACAGCGGCGAAAUGACGCCACGCACGGCAGUAAUAAAUUGUGAUACGCGCAACAGGUUGACAGGUGGGAGAGUUGAGGGCAGAGAGCCACCCCGCCAUGUCUGGCACGUGUACUGCAGUGCAAACGUGCAGUCCAGCUUACAGGUGUUCCGAGCGCACUGAUGGGUCAGUUGUGGUUUGCCAUGCAGGGGUGCACACCGCAGUGCGUUUGUCGAUGUCUCAUUCAGUGACGUUCGCACGAAAAGCAAGACUGAGAAAGCUGGAGAAGAGACCGGUACCGCCACCAGGAGUGCCUGAUCCUCAAAGCUUUGAUAGAUGGGCCAGGUGGCAAACGCCAUGGGCGUGACAGGACGAAUCCCCGCCAUGAGGGGUUUCGGGAGAUGAGGUCACCCCAAACACACGUUCGCAACUUGCCCAGUCGUCCGAGGCACACUGACAAGAUAUGUG
This is a messenger RNA of Chlamydomonas reinhardtii, 1775 nucleotides long. RefSeq lists its product as uncharacterized. Bases 142 to 906 code for a protein of 254 amino acids. Lineage: Eukaryota; Viridiplantae; Chlorophyta; Chlorophyceae; Chlamydomonadales; Chlamydomonadaceae. The record is from RefSeq and is a predicted model, not a curated record. The transcript has 4 exons.